This is a messenger RNA of Acanthopagrus latus (yellowfin seabream), 4689 nucleotides long. RefSeq names its product Janus kinase 2b (gene jak2b). Gene Ontology annotation, cellular component: cytoskeleton; cytosol; membrane. The coding region runs from base 552 to 3917 and encodes 1121 amino acids. Gene Ontology annotation, biological process: intracellular signal transduction; hemopoiesis; peptidyl-tyrosine phosphorylation. The record is from RefSeq and is a predicted model, not a curated record. Lineage: Eukaryota; Metazoa; Chordata; Actinopteri; Spariformes; Sparidae. Gene Ontology annotation, molecular function: ATP binding; non-membrane spanning protein tyrosine kinase activity; cytokine receptor binding. The transcript is spliced from 24 exons.
GGGAGAGGCUGGUUUGUUGACUGAGUUGGGGCUUUGGUAGUGCUGUAGCUGCCACUGCUGAACUAGCUAGCUACCCUGUCAGAGUUACAGCUAUUCAUUUGACAAGUUGUCAAUAAUGUAACUCUCGUCGUACAACUGCUGCCACCGGUUCCGGCACAAUGAGAGGAAUUCCGCGUUUUCGGGACAUGUUAUAACAGAGCACGGCGUGGUUUUAACUAGCUAACAAUAGCUUAAGUUACGAGAUUGACAAGAUAGACGGCUGAAGUUCCUCCGGAGUGAGAUGGGCAACGUUAGGCUGAAUGAAGGUAGCUAGUGUAGCGGGCUAGCCAGCUGAGUGCGACAUGGAAAUAAGAAUAUUUCCAAAUGGAUUUCGACCAUAUUGUGAAUUGCCAUUUAUUUGGGUAGUUGUUUGAGUACUGAACUUAAAUAACUGGAGCAGCGGUUUCGCAGGGCGUAGUUGUCAAACUGUCGCUCGUCCUGGCUGCAUCGCUGGCCUAGGAAGCUAGCAGCAAGCUAGCUAGCUGCACGUCUGGCUCCUCCACCAAAGUUGCAUGUUGUCGAUGGCCUCCCCGCCAGCCAUGGACACUCUUACUGACACAUGCCCCGCGGUGCACCAGAAUGGGACAGCCCAUCGGGAAUCUGCAGACACAAGGCCGGCCGCUGCUGUUCUGAGACUUCAUUUCUACCACAGCAGCCAGGGAGUGGCCGACUUCCUCGGCUACCCUCCUGGGGACUAUGUGGCUGAGGAGCUUUGUAUAGAUGCAGCCAAGGCGUGCAGUAUAUCACCUUUGUACUGCAGCCUUUUUGGUCUCUUCCGAGAACGAGACCGCUUGUGGUUUUCACCCAACCACAUCUUUCAGCUUGAUGAACUGGCUUCAGAAGAUGUGUUUUUCAGGAUAAGGUACUACUUCCCUGGCUGGUACAGUGGUGGUGCAUCCCGGGCAUAUCGAUAUGGGGUCGCCAAGGGGUCAGAAAGCCCUGUCCUUGAUGACUUUGUGAUGUUGUACCUUUUCUCUCAGUGGAGAAAUGAUUUUGUCAGUGGCUUGGUGAAGAUUCCCAACUCCCAUGAGACUCAAGAAGAGUGUCUUGGCAUGGCUGUACUUGACAUGACAAGAACAGCCAAGGAGAGACAGCAGUCACCUCUGGACAUUUACCACACUAUAAGCUACAAGUCCUUUUUGCCAAAGGACAUGCGAGCUCAGAUCCAAGAUUGCAACUUCUUGACACGCAAGCGAAUCCGCUUUCGCUUCAAGCGCUUCAUCCAGCAGUUCAGCCAGUGUCGGACCACAGCUCGCGACCUCAAACUCAAGUACCUCAUCAGCAUGGAGUCCCUAGAGAAGACCUUCUACACAGAGACCUUCCAGGUCAGGGAACCAUCCAGUGGACAGCUCAUCAUCCUGGUGGCAGCAGACAGUGGCAUCCAGUGGUGUCGAGAGAAACUGAAAGAUUCUGACCAGGAGCUGCAGACCUUGUGUGACUUCCCUGAUGUCACCGACAUCAGCAUCAAACAGGCCAGCAAGGAGGGUGCUGCAGAGAGUCGAGUGGUCACCAUCAACAAACAAGAUGGAAAAAAUUUGGAGCUAGAGUUCUCCAGCCUCUCUGAAGCCCUCUCCUUUGUGUCCCUCAUCGAUGGUUACUAUCGGCUGACUACAGAUGCACAUCACUACCUUUGUAAAGAAGUGGCUCCUCCAAGACUCGUGGAGUACAUUGCCUCCCAUUGCCACGGCCCCAUCGCAAUGGAGUUUGCCAUCAAUCGGCUUCAGAAAAGUGGAAACAAGCAAGGAUUGUUCAUUUUGAGAUGCAGUCCUAAAGACUUCGACAAGUAUUUUCUGACUUUCCCUGUUGAGGUCUAUGAUACUGUAGAAUACAAACACUGCCAGAUAACCAGGUCAUCCAACGGGGAGUUUAACCUCAGCGGAACCAAAAGAAACUUCAGCAGCUUGCAGGAACUACUGUGCUGCUACCAAAAGGAAACUGUGCGUUCUGACAGCAUCAUUUUCCAGUUCAGCAAAUGCUGUCCACCUAAAUCCAAAGAAAAGUCCUGCCUCCUCGUGUGCAGGAGCAACAAGGGCUCUGAAGUGCCUCUAUCUCCAUCACUACAUCGACACAACAUCAGUCAAAUGGUGUUUCACAAGAUCAGGAAAGAAGAUCUGGAAUUUAUGGAGAGUCUGGGUCAAGGGACAUUUACCAAGAUCUUCAAAGGGGUUCGCAAGGAGCUGGGAGACUAUGGACAAGUGCACCAAACUGAAGUGGUCAUGAAAGUACUGGACCAGGCCCACAGGAAUUAUUCUGAGUCGUUCUUUGAAGCUGCCAGCAUGAUGAGCCAGUUGUCCCAUAAGCACCUGAUCCUUAACUAUGGCGUGUGUGUCUGUGGAGAAGAGAAUAUCAUGGUGCAGGAGUAUGUGAAGUUUGGUUCACUGGACACCUACUUGAAGAAGAACAAAAACUCCAUUAACAUCCUGUGGAAGCUGGAGGUGGCUAAACAGCUGGCCUGGGCAAUGAACUUCCUGGAAGAAAAACAUCUUGUCCAUGGAAAUGUCUGCGCUAAAAACGUUCUUCUGAUCAGAGAGGACGACCGGAGGGCUGGGAACCCCCCCUUCAUCAAACUGAGCGACCCUGGCAUCAGCAUCACUGUCCUGCCCAAAGAAAUCUUGAUUGAGAGGAUCCCUUGGGUGCCCCCUGAGUGUAUCGGGGAUCCUGCCAACCUGUGCCUGGCUGUGGACAAGUGGAGCUUUGGCACCACACUAUGGGAGAUCUGCAGUGGUGGGGAGAAACCAUUAGCAACACUGGACAACACUAAGAAAGUGCUGUUCUAUGAGGACCACCACCAGCUUCCUGCACCAAAAUGGACUGAACUGGCAAAUUUGAUCACCAGCUGCAUGGACUACGAGCCCACGUUCAGGCCCACAUUUCGUGCCGUCAUCCGGGACCUCCACAGCCUCUUCACACCAGACUAUGAAUUGAUUGUGGAUAGUGACAUCCUACCAAACAGGGCAGUGGGCCCUGGCUGGUCGACGGGAGGUUUUGAGAGUCAGGAGCCAGCUCAGUUUGAAGAGAGACACCUCAUAUUCUUACAGCAGCUGGGCAAGGGAAACUUUGGCAGUGUGGAGAUGUGUAGAUAUGACCCUCUUCAGGACAACACUGGAGAGGUAGUUGCUGUGAAGAAACUCCAGCACAGCACUGCAGAGCACAUUCGGGACUUUGAGCGAGAGAUCGAGAUCCUGAAAUCUCUGCAGCACGAGAACAUUGUCAAGUACAAAGGCGUUUGCUACAGCGCAGGGCGACGAAAUCUCCGUCUCAUUAUGGAAUACCUUCCCUUUGGAAGUCUGCGAGAUUACCUCAUGAAAAACAAGGAGCGGAUCGACCACAUGAAGCUUGUGCAUUACACGUCUCAGAUCUGCAAGGGUAUGGAGUAUCUGUCAAACAAGCGUUAUAUCCACAGAGACCUGGCAACACGAAAUAUACUUGUGGAAAGCGAGCUGAGAGUGAAGAUCGGAGAUUUCGGCCUCACCAAAGUUCUGCCUCAGGACAAAGAGUACUACAUGGUCAAAGAGCCGGGAGAGAGUCCCAUUUUCUGGUAUGCUCCCGAGUCAUUGACAGAGAGCAAGUUUUCUGUGGCGUCAGAUGUCUGGAGCUUUGGAGUGGUGCUCUAUGAGCUCUUCACACACAGUGACAAGAACAGCAGCCCUCCUGCAGUUUUUAUGUCCAUGAUGGGGAAUGACAAACAGGGACAGUUAAUUGUCUAUCACCUCAUCGAGCUCCUCAAGUCAGGCAGCAGGCUGCCCCAACCACUGGGGUGUCCCACAGAGAUACAUGAAAUCAUGGAGGAGUGCUGGGACAACGACCCCUGUUUGCGUCCUUCUUUCAAGGAGCUUGCUCUGCGCAUCGACCUGUUCAGGGACAGUAAGGAGUUUUAGACAGAGAAAUCACCUCAAGUGCCGUGCUCAUCAUCAGCCGAGUCUCUCUUAACAUUGUCGCCAUGUUUGUGGACAAAGGCCAAAACAAGGUCCUUCUGCUGUUGAGUGGCAGCGUUUUGCAAAGCUGAUUGUGACUGGAAGAGCGGUGGUUAGAAACCAGGACCAGCUCAGAAACUACUGCCAAGGUGCCUUUAAGCAAGGCACUCCACACCCAUUUCUAUAGUACAGCAGCUCAGUGGCAAGCAGCAGACUGGAAAUGGCGGCUUGGAUUCAAGGAACUGCUGUUGCUGAAAAAGAGCAGAUGUGUUGGGUCAAACAUCUGGAUAAAGUUUUAUAAGAAGAGCUUUUGAAGACUGUGAGUAGACUAUUACCAGGCCUAAAGCUAGUGAUGCUUGUGUCAAACAAGUUGUGUGUCUAAGUGUGUGUGUGUGAGAGAGAGUGAGAGAGACUGUGUGUUUGUUUGUUUGUGUCCAUACAUACAGCUAGCAGGGCUGGCUCUUGCCAUCCCCUUUUCCCCUCACCUAAAGAAAAUUGACUUUCUAUGUAUGUGUAUAUAAAUACAGUAUCAUUGUGUACAUAUGUCCAGAAAAAUUUUAUAAUUUUAUAAAAUGAAAAUAUAGUAAAAUACUAUAUUUGAACUGCCAGCAAAAUGUCAGUGUAAAUGAAGUACAUACAAAGGUGAUUUAAAAUCCAUUCUUGUUUUAUGUUUUCAUUGUGAGAGGUGGUGUGUAAAUUAAAGAAGUUUAAUUCCACAAUAAAUCUGUUCAGUGAA